AUGGGUCUCGGAACGUGGGCGUGGGGAAAUAAGUUCUUGUGGGGGUACGACAAGGCGAUGGACGAGGAGCUUAAGGAGGUAUUUGACCUGGUCGUGUCGCGCGGGAUUAAUAUCUUCGACACGGCUGACUCCUACGGAACUGGAGCGCUUAGUGGCCGUAGCGAGCAGCUACUGGGCCAGUUCAUUAAAGAGUACCCCGGCAGUGACAAGUACCGCAAUGACAUCCGCAUUGCCACCAAGCUGGCCGCGUAUCCCUGGCGCCUCACCCCUGCACAGAUGGUGGGCGCCUGCAGAGCGUCACUGGAUCGCCUGGGCUUGGAGAAGCUCGCGAUUGGUCAGCUGCACUGGUCUGCUGCCAACUAUGCUCCGUUGCAGGAGAGGGUGCUGUGGGAUGGACUCGUCGCCAUGUACGAGGAGGGUCUGGUGGAGUGUGUGGGGGUGAGCAACUACGGGCCGCAGCAACUCGAGCGAAUCUACACAUACCUGCAGGAACGGGGAGUGCCCCUAGCUUCGGCACAGGUGCAAUUCUCCCUCUUGAGCUCGGGUGAAGAGCAGGAAGAUCUGCUGUCCUUCUGUGAGGCCAAUGGCAUCCGCGUUAUAGCAUACUCCCCUCUCGCUCUCGGCGUGCUCUCGGGGAAAUACAGUGCUGACAACCUGCCGCAAGGCCCAAGGUGGCUAUCAACUGGUGCAUGGCCAAGGGGACUGUCCCCAUCCCAGGAGCCAAGACCGUGGAGCAAGCAAAGGAGAAUCUGGGAGCGCUUGGCUGGCGGCUGUCGUCCAAUGAGGUCGCAGCUUUGGAUGACGCCGCUGCUGAGGUGCCACGGCCAAUGA
Closterium sp. Yama58-4 is the source of this 831-nucleotide messenger RNA. NCBI's taxonomy places the organism in Eukaryota, Viridiplantae, Streptophyta, Zygnematophyceae, Desmidiales, Closteriaceae. The record is from the annotation of a GenBank genome assembly.